CCAAAGUUGUAUUUGUUUCUUUAAAAGAAUCCCGAUCCACUCUAAUCUCUCUUCACACGUGCCCCGCCAAACGAGCCUCGUUUUUUCCCUUGCUAACACACUAUCCCACUCAGCUCAAUUCUCUUCCUCUAGUGUCUGAGCUAAGCCCUCUGCUGCCUUCAAGUUUCCUCCAAAUCAGAAAAUUAAACAAGAGGGUGGUAUAGAUAACUCUAUGAAACUCGGAAAUUGAAGACAUAUGAAUGAAGUUUACAUGGGAAUGUACGAUGCGUCUUUCUUGGUUAGCUCCUCCUUUAACUCAUGGUAGCUGUUCUUUAAACCGGAGCCACUUGAAACUUCUAUGUUGUUCCAGGACGGAUAACAAUAAUAACAGAGUAAAGCAAGUUGCUAUUCCAGAAUUCAACAAGAAAAACGCCAUAUGUAAGCACCCAUUUGAAUCUAACAGUGGAGAAGAGCUUUCCACUGAGUUGCACAACAAAACAAUUCAAGAGUAUUGCAAAAUAGGGGAUGUAGAUAAUGCUAUGAAACUUGUUGCUCAAUUGGAGGCUAUGGGUUUCCAUCCAAAUUCUAUUUCUUAUGGUUUUUUAAUUGAUAGUUUGGGAAGUGUUGGUAGGACAUUGGAAGCUGAUGUCUUGUUUCAAGAAAUGAUGUAUCUUGGAUUUAAACCUAGGAUAAGAUUGUUUAAUGCUUUGCUUAAAGGAUUUUUGAAGAAAGGGUUGUUGGGUUUAGCUGUUAAGUUUUUGGUGGAAAUGGAUCGAAUGGGUGUCUGUAAAAAUCAGGAAACAUAUGAAAUUCUUUUGGAUUAUUAUGUUAGUGCUGGAAGGUUGGAAGACACAUGGAUGGUAGUUAAUGAGAUGAAGACAAAUGGGAUACAACUGAGUUCAUUUGUGUAUGGUAAGGUUAUUCGUCUCUAUAGGGACAACGGAAUGUGGAAAAAAGCAAUAGGCCUAGUGGAGGAGAUUAGGGAGAAAGGGAUAUCUUUAGACAGACAGAUUUAUAAUAGCAUCAUUGAUACAUUUGGAAAAUAUGGAGAGCUAGGUGAAGCUUUAGAAGUAUUUGAGAAAAUGAAACAAGAAAGUAUACUGCCUGAUAUAACAACAUGGAAUUCUUUGAUUAGGUGGCACUGCAAGGCUGGAGAUCUCACUAAGGCUCUUCAAUUGUUUACUGAGAUGCAGGAACAAGGAUUAUAUCCUGACCCAAAGAUCUUAAUGAGCCUUAUUAGCCGACUGGGAGAGCUUGGGAAGUGGGACGUAAUAAAGAAAAACUUUGAGAACAUGAAAUGUAGAGGACGUCAAGAAGUUGGGGCUAUUUACGCAAUGUUGGUUGAUAUUUAUGGACAAUAUGGAAGAUUCCAGGAUGCUGAGGACUUCAUAACUGCUCUGAAGUCAGAAGGCUUCCUACCAUCAGCUAGCAUGUUCUGUGUUCUAGCAAAUGCUUAUGCUCAGCAGGGAUUUUGUGAACAGACUGUUAAGGUUCUUCAACUCAUGGAAGCAGAAGGCAUUGAACUCAAUAUCAUAAUGCUGAAUGUGUUGAUAAAUGCAUUUGGUAUAGCAGGGAGGCAUGAGGAGGCAUUAUCUAUUUACCAACAUAUAAGAGAAAGUGGUAUUAGUCCUGAUGUGGUUACUUAUAGUACACUCAUGAAAGCUUUUAUUCGAGCCAAGAAGUUUGAUAAGGUUCCUGAAAUAUACAAGGAAAUGGAAUCUUAUGGAUGCACUCCUGAUAGAAAAGCUAGGCAAAUGCUGCAAACUGCAUUGAUGGUACUUGAACGGAGACAUUGAGUCUUAGACUGACGUUGCUAAUACCUGGUGACCUGAUAUUAUCUUCAAUUUGCUGUGGCUUUUGCUAAGCUGACUAAAUUUGUAAAGUGUAUAGAUUUGCUUCUCAGAAUUGAAGACCUUGUUAAUAUUUCUUCUACUGGCAUUGUUGCAUGGGUUGGAUUUGCAAAAUCACAAAUGCCACCCUCCCUGCUGCAACCGCCCCGAGAUAAGCAACCCACAUCAACAUCCCCUUGAGGUCAAACAGCCUUCAAACUUAUGAGUUGAGACAUUGGGAGGAAAUUUGAGAAUCGUAUGUUAGUGCUUCCAUAUCAAUGGUAAAAUUUCAGUAUAAAACAAUGAUUUUCUUUCCUCCGAAGUUAAGAAAUUUGCCUGUCUUUGACUACAGAUUCAAAACUAGCCAUUUAAACACAAUUGGUUUUAUUCACUUGGAGAUCUUUUUACAUUUAUUGAUUAUUUAAUACAUAUUGGACACAUUUGUGUCUGCUGCCUAUGCGGAUGAACUCAUCUCGUCAGCCACAUGGGAGUCUUCCUCCUGGCAGCGUUGCAGGUCUUGAGGACCUUUGUUCAUUUGGAUUCAAUGUUGGAUCAGUGAUUCUGCUUUCUUUGUUGUAUUCUUUGGAUGGACAUUUUUCAACAGAAAUGUGCAUCUUCUGUAACUGAGUUCAAACAAUGGUAUUCCUUUGUUUUUGCAAAAAAUAAAAAAUAAAAAUAAAAAUAAAAAAAUAAAAUUCAA
Gossypium arboreum is the source of this 2508-nucleotide messenger RNA. RefSeq names its product pentatricopeptide repeat-containing protein CRP1, chloroplastic. The record is from RefSeq and is a predicted model, not a curated record. The transcript is spliced from 6 exons. Lineage: Eukaryota; Viridiplantae; Streptophyta; Magnoliopsida; Malvales; Malvaceae. Bases 240 to 1775 code for a protein of 511 amino acids. Gene Ontology annotation, molecular function: protein binding.